AUGAUCGUGGACGAGUCGAGUUCAACUAAUUCGUCAAUUGCCGAGUAUACCGGUCACCAUCAUCAAGACCAGAAAGAGAAACUCGAAGCAGAAAAGCUUUCGAGAUAUGAGAGUCACUCGCAAUUUCAAGCUGAUUACAAUGACAAUGAUGAAGAAAGCAGACGCCUUCAUCUCGUAAGGACAAUCACAGCAUUAUCACAAAAAGAAGGUGCUGGUGCAUUGGACUCCAUAUCUCGCGAAAUCUCAAGACAAGUUUCUAAUAAGGAUGGGGGGUUUGAACUAAAAUUGGAUGAGUUCAAUUUGAUGAGGAUAUUGUCAAACUUUGUUUACUUUGCCAAGAAACAAGGCAUUGUCUUGAGAAGCAGUGGUAUCACAUUUAAAGAUUUGUGCACAUAUGGUACUGAUGAAUCGUUUGCAGUUGUCCCAACAUGUCUUGAUUUAUUAAAAGGUCCCAUUGGAGGUAUACAACAGAUAGUUUCAAAGGCAAGAACUCCAAACAAGAAAAUUUUGCACAAAUUGAAUGGUUGUGCAAAACCAGGGGAGAUGGUUUUGGUUUUGGGUAGACCGGGUGCUGGUUGCACAACCUUUUUGAAAAGUAUCAGUGGAACCGAUCAUGACCUCUAUAAAGGUGUCGAAGGUGAUAUUAGAUACGACGGAUUGUCACAAAAGGAGAUGAUCAAACAUUUCAAAAAUGAUUUGGUUUACAACCCGGAGUUGGAUGUCCAUUUUCCUCACUUGACUGUUGACCAAACCUUGUCGUUUGCUAUUGGAUGUAAAACACCAAAUGUGAGAAUUGAUGGUGUGUCUAGAGAACAGUUUGUGCAAGCAAAAAAGGAAAUCUUGGCCACUGUAUUUGGAUUAAGGCAUACGUAUCACACAAAAGUUGGUAAUGAUUUUGUUAGGGGUGUUUCUGGUGGUGAGAGGAAAAGAGUUUCCAUUGCCGAGGCAUUGGCCUGUAAUGGUACCAUUUAUUGCUGGGAUAAUGCAACUAGAGGGUUGGAUGCCUCAACCGCAUUGGAGUUUGCUCAAGCUAUCAAGACAUCAACAAAGAUUUUAAAAACAACAUCUUUUGUCUCUAUCUACCAAGCUGGUGAAAACAUUUACGAGUGUUUUGAUAAAGUAACAGUGCUUUACCACGGUCGCCAAAUCUACUUUGGUCCAGCAAACAAAGCCAAAAAGUUUUUUGAAAAAAUGGGUUGGCAAUGUCCGCCACGACAAACGACUGCAGAGUUUUUGACUGCAUUAACAGACCCUAUCGGACGAUUUGCAAAGCCUGGAUGGGAAAACAAAGUUCCACAGACUGCCGAGGAGUUUGAAAGUUACUGGCUCCGCUCGGAAGAGUACAAACUUUUGUUAGAUGAGAUUGACGAGUUCAAUAACUCAAUCGAUGUUGAUGAAGUUCGCAAGGAAUACUACCAUUCAGUUCAACAAGAAAAAAUGAAAGGUGCAAGACAAUCUUCACCAUUUACAAUAUCGUAUCUCCAACAACUCAAGCUAUGUGCAAAGAGAAGUGUGCAAAGAAUAUGGGGUGAUAAGGCGUAUACAGUAACACUUAUGGGAGCCGGUGUUUCCCAAGCAUUUGUUGCUGGUUCGCUUUACUACAAUACUCCAGAUGAUGUCUCGGGUGCUUUUUCGAGAGGUGGUGUCAUUUUCUUUGCUGUGUUGUUCAUGUCCUUGAUGGGGUUGGCAGAAAUCUCUGCGUCUUUUGCUAGUAGACCCAUUUUGAUGAAACAAAAAAACUAUUCAAUGUACCAUCCUUCGGCAGAUUCGCUUUCCAACUUUGUCACCUCGAUUCCAAUCAGUAUUCUUAUCAACAUCUUCUUUGUCAUAAUUUUGUACUUUUUGUCAAACUUGGCAAGAGAAGCUGGCAAGUUUUUUAUUUGCUUUUUGUUUGUUGUGUUGCUACAUAUGACUAUGGGCUCUUUGUUCCAAGCCGUUGCUGCUAUAAACAAAUCGGUUGCUGGUGCAAAUGCUUUGGGUGGUGUUCUUGUUCUAGCCUCAUUGAUGUAUUCAUCGUAUAUGAUUCAAAGACCAUCUAUGCAUCCAUGGUUUGAAUGGAUUUCAUACAUCAACCCAGUGUUGUAUGCAUUUGAAGCAAUUAUCGCAUCCGAAUUCCAUGGCCGCCGUAUGCCCUGUACUGGUCAAUAUCUUACACCUUCUGGUCCUGGAUAUGAGAAUUUGUCAGCUGGAGAACAAGUGUGUACUUUUAUCGGUUCAGUUGCGGGGCAAAACUGGGUAUUGGGAGAUGACUACUUGAGAAUAGCGUACACGUAUAGAUUCACACAUGUUUGGAGAAACUUGGGCAUUCUUAUUGGGUUUUUGGCAUUUUUUUUGGCAAUUACAUCGUUGGGAACUGAGUACAUCAAGCCAAUCACCGGUGGCGGUGACAAGCUUUUGUUUUUGAGAGGCAAAGUUCCUGAUAAGAUUAUUUUGGCAGCAAAGAAGGGCGAAGGGGAUAUUGAAGAGGGCCCUGCAAUGGAGGGUUUGGAUGACCGUGAGGUUAAAGUUGAUCUUGGUGAUGAUGAGUUGAAGGUAAAGGAUAUUUUCAUUUGGAAGGAUGUUGAUUAUGUAAUUCCAUAUGAUGGUAAACAGCGUAAAUUAUUGGACAAUGUGAGUGGCUACUGUAUUCCGGGUACAUUGACUGCAUUAAUGGGUGAAUCAGGUGCUGGGAAGACCACUUUGUUGAAUACUUUGGCACAAAGAAUUGAUUUUGGAGUUGUUACUGGUGACAUGUUAGUAAACGGGAAACCAUUAGAUUCGUCAUUCAGCAGACGUACAGGGUAUGUGCAGCAACAAGAUAUUCAUGUAUCUGAAGUUACAGUGAGAGAAUCAUUGCAAUUUGCAGCUAGGUUAAGACGCCCCAAGGGUGUAAGUGAUAAGGAAAAGUUAGAUUAUGUGGAAAAGAUCAUUGAUGUUUUGGACAUGAGCACUUAUGCGGAUGCUAUUGUUGGAAGAUCCGGUAACGGGUUGAAUGUUGAGCAAAGAAAAAAAUUGUCAAUCGGUGUCGAAUUGGUAGCUAAACCAUCAUUGUUGCUUUUCCUUGAUGAGCCAACCUCGGGGUUGGACUCUCAAUCAGCAUGGGCCAUUGUUAAGUUAUUGCGUGAAUUGGCCAAUGCCGGACAAUCUAUUUUGUGUACUAUCCACCAACCUUCAGCAACAUUAUUUGAAGAAUUUGAUAGAUUAUUAUUGUUGAGAAAGGGGGGUCAGACUGUUUACUUUGGCGACAUUGGAGAGAGGUCUAGAACCAUUUUGGACUAUUUUGAAAGAAACGGAGCAAGAAAGUGCCAAGAUAGUGAAAAUCCAGCGGAAUAUAUACUUGAAGCGAUUGGGGCUGGUGCGACUGCUGCUACUACGGAUGACUGGUUUGACAUUUGGUCAAACUCGCCGGAAAGACUUGCUGCUGAUAAAAAGAGAGAUGAGUUGGUUGAAAGCUUGAAAAGUAAACCAUCUGACUUGACUAAGGAACAAGAAAUAGAACUAAGUCACAGGUAUGCCAUGCCCUAUUGGUACCAAUUUCGGUGGGUCGCUAAUCGUAAUGCUUUAACAUUCUAUCGUGACCCUGAUUAUAUAAUGGCCAAAAUUUUUCUUAUGACAAUAUCUGGCUUGUUUAUUGGCUUUACAUUCUUUGGAUUGAAACAUACAAAGACUGGAGCUCAAAAUGGUAUGUUUUGUGCUUUUUUAUCAGUUGUUGUGUCAGCGCCAGUGAUUAAUCAAAUUCAAGAAAAGGCAAUUGGAGGUCGUGAUUUGUUUGAAGUUCGAGAGAAAUUGUCAAACACAUACCACUGGUCAUUGAUGAUUCUUUGCCAGAUUUUGAAUGAGAUGCCUUACUUGAUGAUAGGUGCAGCCAUUAUGUUUGUUUCACUUUACUUUCCUACUCAAGUCGAUACACUGGCAGCACAUUCAGGUAUGUUUUACUUUACACAUGGCAUUUUUUUGCAAGGGUUUGCUGUUUCGUUUGGUUUGAUGGUGUUGUACAUUGCCCCAGAUUUGGAGAGUGCAGCCGUCCUCGUCUCCUUCCUUUAUACGUUCAUUGUUGCAUUCAGUGGCGUUGUUCAACCCGUCCAGUUGAUGCCUGGAUUCUGGACUUUUAUGAACAAAGUCUCGCCAUACACCUAUUUUAUUCAAAACUUGGUCUCGUCGUUUUUGCACGGGAGGACUAUACGUUGCAGUGAUAAGGAACUUGCGUUUUUUGACCCACCUUCGGGACAAACAUGUGCAGAGUUUGCGGGAGAUUUUUUGAAACGUGCUGGUGGGUAUCUUCAAGACCCCAAUGCUACAUCCAAUUGCGGCUACUGUCAAUUCAAUAACGCUGACCAAUAUUUGUCAACUAUUGGUGUCAAGUUUUCAUACAGAUGGAGAAACGUGGGGUUCUUCUUUGCGUACAUUUUUUUCAAUAUCAUCAUCUGCAUGGCCUUGUACUACUUAUUUCGUUUCAGUAAAUUCACAAACAAACUUAAAGGCUUGACAACUGUAUUAAGCAAAAAAAAAAAAAAGAAGGACCAAAAGAAGAAUAACACAUGA
Lodderomyces elongisporus is the source of this 4521-nucleotide messenger RNA. RefSeq names its product ATP-binding cassette transporter (gene SNQ2). Gene Ontology annotation, molecular function: ATP binding; ATP hydrolysis activity; ABC-type transporter activity. The record is from RefSeq and is a predicted model, not a curated record. The coding region runs from base 1 to 4521 and encodes 1506 amino acids. The transcript has a single exon. Gene Ontology annotation, biological process: transmembrane transport. Lineage: Eukaryota; Fungi; Ascomycota; Pichiomycetes; Serinales; Debaryomycetaceae. Gene Ontology annotation, cellular component: membrane.